AUGUUGAGGCUAAAUCGAUUAAUAAAGCACGCAAAGAGCUGGAGUAGAGCUUCAACUUUUCUAUCAUCUCUACAACAAACACAAAUAGUAUUUGAUUCAUCUUUUCCUUGUCAACAUUUCUCUCAAACACAAAUUCGCUUUUUUGACAUUUACCAGAUUGGAAACAAAGCGGCCAUUGAGAAAGAGCGCGCCAGACUUGCAGAUGAAUUGAAUAGAGGGUAUUUCGCUGACCUUUCUGAGUUUAAGAAACAUGGUGGUAAGAUUGCAGUGGCGAAUAAGAUUAUAAUUCCUGCAGCAGCAGCAGUGAAAUUUCCUGAUGUCGAAGUGAACUACUCCAAUGGUACUUCUUUAAAGCUGCCCAUCAGGUCUGAUGGAAAUGUGGUUGGUGCGGAUGCAACAGCUUUUCCUAAUGCAACUUUAAUGUGUCUUUCAUUCCGAGCAAGCUCUCAGGCAAUGACUAAUUCUUGGAGUGUGCCUUUCCUUGAAGCAUUUCGUGAUGCAAAAGAUGUUCAGCUAUAUGAGGUGUCAUUUAUAGACUCGUGGUUCUUAUGUUUGAGUCCAAUCAAGAAAAUACUCCUUCGGAUGCUGAGGAAAUCCAACAGUGAUGGAAAUGAUUCACUUCAGAAGCAGAUUGUUUAUUCGUUUGGUGAUCAUUAUUACUUCAGAAAGGAUCUUAGAAUAUUGAACCUUCUCACUGGGUAUAUUUUCUUGCUUGACAAAUUCGGUAGAAUAAGAUGGCAUGGUUUUGGAUCAGCCACAGAAGAGGAAUUGUCCUCCCUUGUUUCUUGCACAUCAUUACUUUUAGAAGAGAAAUAA
Dovyalis caffra is the source of this 816-nucleotide messenger RNA. NCBI's taxonomy places the organism in Eukaryota, Viridiplantae, Streptophyta, Magnoliopsida, Malpighiales, Salicaceae. The record is from the annotation of a GenBank genome assembly.